UGUCAGGAGUCUGAGCAGCCACGGACGGAUUAUUUCAUCCGCACGCUCACAGUGGAGUUCGAUCAUGAGACCCGGCGAGUGACGCAGUUCCAUUACGUGAACUGGCCCGAUCACGACGUCCCGUCAUCCUUCGACUCCAUUCUGGACAUGAUCGCUCUGAUGAGGGAGUAUCAGGAGCAUGACGACGUUCCCAUCUGUGUCCACUGCAGUGCUGGCUGUGGACGCACAGGAGCCAUCUGUGCAAUCGACUACACGUGGAACCUCCUGAAAGCUGGGAGUAUUCCUGAAGAUUUUAACGUUUUCCAGCUGAUUCAGGAGAUGAGGACACAGCGGCAUUCAGCAGUUCAGACCAAGGAGCAGUACGAGUUAGUUCAUCGAGCGAUCGCACAGCUCUUCCAGAAACAGCUGAUGCUUUUGGAGAGUCCGACUAACACUGAGCUCCCAGACGGGACUCUGCAGGACGAGGGCAGCCCAGAAAAGCCUGGUCAGAAUUCAGAUGAGGAGAGAUGGGACACGCCCCCUCCUAAACCGCCCCGCAUCCGCAGUCAUCAGGCCGAGGGCGACGUGAAGGAGGAGAUUCUGCAGCCUCCAGAGCCACGGCCCGUUCCACCCAUCCUCACGCCGUCUCCACCCUCGGCCUUCCCUACGGUCACACACGUGCGGCAGGACAACGACCGCUACCAUCCCAAACCCGUCCUGCACGUGCUGGCGUCUGACCAGAACCCUGACCUCAACGAGAACUACAGCAAGCCGGGGCAGGACGGUCCGGAGCGGCGCCUGGAGCACACGCUGGCCAUCGAGAUCAGGAAGGUGCCGCUGCAGGAGGGUCCUCGCAGCUUCGAGGGGAACAGCGCUCCGCAGCGAUCACACACCCUCAAGCUCUCCAACACCAGCUGUGUGUGUGAGGAGUGUGACGAGCCUCUGCGACCCGACCUCCUGCUGCUGAAGGAGAAGAGUCAGUCUGAGUCCGGCCGGACAGCACUGAGCUUCACCAACCCACUGCACUCGGACCCCCCCGACACACUCUCCACGAGCAGCAGCACACAGCACAGAGACCACACCCCCCCCAGAGUCACACCGACGCCCACCACCCACCAGAGACCGCCCACACACACCUCGAACUGUGACGACAGUGAAGAUUUGCCCCCGCCUGUUCCUGAGCGAACCGCUGAGUCCUUCCUGUUGGCCACAGACCCCGCAGAUGUGAAGCCGCCGGCGGCCGAAGUGUCUUCAGACGAGGCGUCUGCAGACACACAAGCUCCUGCUCGUCCUCCACAGAGCGGUACGUCACAGUUUCCCUCGUCACAAGUGUGUGUGUGCAGCGAUGCUGAGCAGAAGAACAGAAAGGGUCCAGGUUCGCCUCUGAAGGACAGGAGAGCAGAGACGGAGACCGGAUUCAGCAGCUGCUGCUCGGAUCCCAAAGACCCUCGGGAGCCUCCCUCGGAGUGGACGUGACCGCGGCACCCAUCCGCUCUACACUACACGCUCCUCUUUCUUCUAUAAGUGCCACUGUAGACGGACGGCGUCUCUUCUCUGACUAACACAAUCAGUAAAGCUGCAAAGAUAAUCUCCCAUGAUGCACCUGGCAGUGCUGGUGCUGAGCCUGCUGUACUCCUGGAUCUGUUCCUCUGCAGUAGUUUAGACUGAGAUCAGACGACGCGCGCCGGAGUUAAUGAUGAUGCUGACGUACUAUCACUGAAUAUAUAAAUGCCAUGCAAGACGUCUGUGCAUGAAAGAGUCACGUGUACCUCAAACUCUAAGUUAUUUGCUCUUCUGUUAGAACAAACGUGUUCAGGGCUGUGUUCUCUUUUCUCCUCGUUUCUUUGCGUUCGUCGGCCGGUGUGUAUCAGACGCUCCACGAGACGCUUCACGAGACGCUGCAGGCUGGAGAUUGUAUUGAUGAUGUUUUUUUGUAAAUUGUAAUCUAGAGGUUAUUUUUGUAUAUGCCAUUUUCUCACUUCACGACCUUUUUCUACUGUGUGUGUGUUUGAGACUCAGAGAGAAUGUGUGUGUGUUACAUAACGUCACAUUUAAACCUCAACCUUCAAACACAGACCUGUCAAUCAAUCAAUCAAUGUCAGUAAAACAUUAGGAGGAAAAA
Messenger RNA from Carassius auratus (goldfish), 2101 nucleotides. RefSeq names its product tyrosine-protein phosphatase non-receptor type 12-like. Gene Ontology annotation, biological process: protein dephosphorylation. Lineage: Eukaryota; Metazoa; Chordata; Actinopteri; Cypriniformes; Cyprinidae. The annotation marks the transcript as partial. The transcript is spliced from 12 exons. Gene Ontology annotation, cellular component: nucleus; cytoplasm. Gene Ontology annotation, molecular function: non-membrane spanning protein tyrosine phosphatase activity. The record is from RefSeq and is a predicted model, not a curated record.